This is a messenger RNA of Syngnathoides biaculeatus (alligator pipefish), 3528 nucleotides long. RefSeq names its product thyroid hormone receptor interactor 4 (gene trip4). Gene Ontology annotation, molecular function: zinc ion binding; transcription coactivator activity. The transcript is spliced from 13 exons. The record is from RefSeq and is a predicted model, not a curated record. NCBI's taxonomy places the organism in Eukaryota, Metazoa, Chordata, Actinopteri, Syngnathiformes, Syngnathidae. Gene Ontology annotation, cellular component: nucleus. Gene Ontology annotation, biological process: positive regulation of DNA-templated transcription. Bases 253 to 2076 code for a protein of 607 amino acids.
GUCUCUCGAAUUUGCGACUGUGAAGACAGACAAUCAAUCGCUCAAUCAAGUCUCUUGGUCAAAAUUCUUUUCGGCGUUACGUAGAGCCAUCAUCCAGUCGUGCGUUCCCCGCCCCCAUUAAACCGGAAGGCAUUCCGUGCUGCACCGUACGUACUGAGUGUCCGUCUGUUAUUCAACCGGUCGGAAACAUAUCCGCGCUAUCAACGAAACGCUGUUAGCAAGCGUUACAAUAAACCCAGUUAGCGUCGUGAAAUGGAAAUGGCAGACGAUUUGUUGCAGUGGUGUUUGUUCCAGUUACAGCACAGGUUUGGUCUGGAGGCUUCUGAAGACAUUGUCAAAUACAUUAUAUCCAUUGAAAAAGCGGAAGAGAUUGAGGAGUACGUGGGCGACCUUCUCCAGGGUACAGAUGGCACAAAAGGUCAGUUCAUUGAAGAGUUCCUCAGCAGGUGGAAGAAGACUCAUAGACAGGCAGGAGAUACGGCUGGUCUUUUCAUCCUCAAAGAGUCAGUGCUUGCAACAGAUUCAACCAAAGAUUCCCAGAAGAAGUCCAAACGUAAAGGUCGGCACAAACAAGAAUUAUUGACUGUGAGUCAAACGGACGUUGACCCAGAGACAGUCAAAACCCCCAUUGAGCUCAUGAGGGUUCAAGGAAGUGCUAGUGCUUCUUCAACAAAGAAAAAAAAUAAAUUCACAAAUCUUUAUGCUAAAGAGGGCCAGGACAAGCUGAUGGUUUUACUACCUGGCCGACACAGCUGUGAGUGCCUUGCUCAGAAACAUAGACUCAUCAACAACUGCAUCAGCUGUGGUCGCAUUGUAUGCGAGCAAGAGGGAUCUGGACCAUGUCUCUUCUGUGGUACACUGGUGUGCACCAAAGAAGAACAGGAGAUUCUGCUAAGAGACUCAAACAAAAGCCAGAAACUUAGAAAGAAGCUGAUGGGAGAUGGUGGUGAAAGAGAUUACCUGACACAUCAUGAAGCCAAGAUGAAGGCUGGCUUAGAGAAGGCUGUCCAGCACAAAGACAAAUUGUUGGAAUAUGACCGAACUAGUGUCAAGAGAACUCAGGUACUUGAUGAUGAGUCUGAUUACUUUGGCACUGAAUCUAACCAGUGGUUGUCAACUGCUGAGCGUGACAAGUUAAGGAAAAAGGAAGAGGAGCUGAGAAACCUUCGCCAUGCAUGUCGCAAAGAUCGGAAAAUCACCUUGGACUUUGCUGGUCGACAAGUCCUUGAUGAGGGCAACAACCUGAAUGAAUACUACAACAAGUUAGAAGAGACCCUCCAAGCAAUGAGCAUUGACUCUGCGGCAAAAUCCCCAUUGUAUAAAGGACAAAGUGGACAACAGAACCUCAGACAGCUUGUCAAUCCUAACAUAAAGCAGAGUGCACCAGAAUGGGUAGAUGUUGGGCCCAGUGAGAACAGUAAAAGAAACAUGGAGAAAGGACCGUGUGUGGCACAAGAUAGUAAGACAGGAGAGCGGGCCAAGUUGCGUCUCCAAGACAAAGAGCUGCAGGAGAUGUCUGAUGGUGGCUGGUGCCUCAGCAUGCACCAGCCAUGGGCAUCUCUACUUGUCAAAGGCAUCAAGAGAGUUGAGGGCCGAACUUGGUACACAUCCCACCGCGGCCGUCUUUGGAUUGCUGCCGCAGCCAAGAAGCCCACCCCUCAGGAGAUUGCUGAGGUGGAGGCCAUGUACUCUUCUAUCUACAAAAAAGAGACCAGGUUUCCUUCUGACUAUCCCACUGGUUGCCUGUUGGGCUGUGUCAACGUCACUGAUUGCCUUUCUCAGGAACAGUUUAGAGAACAGUUCCCUAAUAUAUGCGAGGAGUCUUCUUCUCCAUUUGUCUUCAUCUGCAGUAACUCCCAGGAGCUGCUGGUGAAAUUCCCAAUGAAAGGAAAGCACAAGAUCUGUGGAUUGACAAAAGAACUCCAGCCGCUUGAUAUUGGUGUCAACGGGGUUUUCCAAGCUAGACUGCAAACUGUGUGGGAGCAGUGGAUGACAGAAGGGGAACACACAGACAGGGAGACAGCACUGAAUGACAUACACCACUAUCUGCCAGUGGAUCAUAAAUGCCUGGGCUGAUAUAUCAGUCUCAACUGUGGUUGGAGGUUUCAGGAAGGCAGGAAUUUUCACUGGACUGUCAGACCACAGCCUGACUCAACGACUGACAAUUUUGACAAGACGGUGGCCCCCCUACCCCAAAGGUCUGACAUGAGAACUGAUUUCUGGACAGCAGAAAUGCCUGACAGCAGUGCACUUUUUUUUACCGACAGAGAAAAUAGUUUGAUGUGGAAAUCUGGGGCUCUGUGCGGAUGUUGUCUGAGUUUGAAUGACUUAUCUAUUUUGCUGACAUUCCCCUUAGCACAGCUCUAUCUAGUGGCUGCAAAACGCAGCCACCGGUGUAGCUUCUAUUUUAUAUGCCCGAUAAUGCGGUGCGUCCAAUACAGGGGGUCCUCGGUCUACGACCGAGAUCCGUUCCUACACUGGCGACAUAAUCUGAAUUUCUACGUAAAUCGGAUUUCACUGUUAAAGUCAAAAUUUACAAUCACAGCUGGUAUUGUCUCCAGCACUCACACGACCCUCGUGCAGAUACGCGGCUCAAAGUGCGUGGGGGUGGGUACUUUGUAUAAAGAAACUAAAUACAUUAAAAUAAAAAAAUAAGACUCUGUACUUCCCAUUACUGCGAGAGGUGGAUGAUGAAAAAUGAGGGGAGGCUGUGCUUAGCUAUUCCUAAGGAAGCAUGUGCAGGUAGCCCUUGCUAGUGGUAAAUUCUUCCUCAACGUUGUUCCCAUUCUGCUCUUUCAAAGUUAGGAAAAUACACCGUGCGUUUUCGCUUAAUAAACAAUGGGCAAAUAUUAAGCAUUGAUUCUGGUCCUCGAUCCAUAACAUAAACAAUCUUUCCAUCUCAAAAAUGAUCGAAUGAUCAAAAAAGUUGCUUCUUUUUUUUUGUUUUUGUUUUUUUUUUUUCACGAGAAAAGUUGCUUCAUGAUCACUGUACUGUAUUGUUCACCCUGUUCAAACCCUUCACAUGCGCUAAAACCCGGGCUUUUCCUUAAUAAUUAUCGCUAUGUUAAACCGACUCAAGCCCAAGUCUUUACCAAUGUUCGGCGAUGUUACUCCUUAUGAUGUUAAGCUUUGUUUUCAUGGUAAUUGCUUUUCUUUCAGUUUGACCAGCUUUGCUAAAACAAACUGCUUUCUUCUUUGGGCCCAUAAUGUGUAAUACGGUAAAACGGUGAAAAAGGCAAAUAUACUCCCAACACUCAAACACAGAUAAGCAAUAUGCAUAAGCAAAGCAGAAACACUAUGGUGCUGGGGACACAAUGGUGAGACACUGGCGUCGUAAAUUCAAAAUGUUGUUGGUCGAGGAUGUUUUACCCGAGGAUUCCCUGUAUAUGAAAUCAGUUUACAAAUAGGACUUUCAUCGAAGGUGCGCCUUAUACUCCAAAGCGCCUAAUAGAUGUGAAAAUAAGGUAGUAAUUCUGGAAGCAGAUAACUCCUUUUUAAAUGAGGCAGUCUCUUGAUGCAUGACUGGUU